AUGAAAUAAUUACAAUUUAGAAGAUUAUUGUCUUUGAUUCCUGAUAGAUAACAAUCUCCUACUCAUAAUAAAUUAUUUGAUAUUGAUUUAACUAUUCAAUAACCUAAGAUUAAACCAAAAUAACUUUUAAUUUAAGAAUUACCUUUGUUUUUGAAUCAACAACAUAUCUCAAUAUUACCUUUUGUUCCUUAAAGAAUUAAAACAGAAGUAUAUAAAAAAAUUCAAUAAAAUGGUACUAAACUAUCAAAAAGUGAAGAUGAAAGAUACAAUACAAUUGAUGUAGUUAGAUCCAAAUCUCGUAAAACUAAUGAAAUUCGGAAAAUUUCUUUAACUAACUCUUAUUAAACUCAAUUACAAUAAAAAAAAGUUAGAAAACUCAAAUACUCUUAUGAAACUAGAAAAAGAUAAAAUAGUCUCAAUAAAUUUAAUUUUGAAGCUCAUUUUUACUUAUUUGUUGAUGCUAAUCCAAAUUUAAAUAUUAAUAAAAUUAGAAUAAAUAAAUAAAUAAUUUUCUAAAAGUUAGUAUAAAAAUAUGGAAUUGCUAUGACUUAAAAAAUAAUUAAUUUUUUUGAAAUUCCUUAAUACAUUGAUUUUUUAUCUUGGAAAUCUUUAGUAUAGAAACUAUUAUCUAUUAAUUAAGAAUAAAUUAUGGUUUUUAUAUAUCGUCUAAUUCAUAACCAUCGUCAUUUAUCAUCAACUGAAUUAUUUUAAUUAGGAUUAACUACUUAAAGUGAGGCCAUUUAGAAAGAUAUUAGAACUAUCUUAAAAUAUAUUAAAUAAUCAUUAAAUACUGAAAGUAUUGAUAAUGAAGAAAUUGAGUAUUUAAGAAAAUCAUCAAUUUUUAAAGACAAUCUUACUUUGACUAGCCUUCUAACUUGGACAGAAAUAUAUUAAAUUGAUGUAACUUUUAAUUUAAUUAUUUUAAGCAAUCUAAGUGUCUUAAAUAAACAAAAGGAUUAAAUUAUAGAAAAUCUGUACCAAUAGAAUAAUUUAUUAGUAUUUAUAUGAUAGAUGAAAAAGAAUAAAAUAUUAAUUCUAAUGCUAUAAUUUCUAAAUAUCCAAAUAAAUAUGAACUAAAUGAGCCUUUUUCUAUAAAUUUUCCAAUAUUUAGACGAAUCUUUUAGAAUUAAUAAAUUCAUUUAUGGAAUGAAAUUUAUUCUUUUUUUACAGGGCAAACUUGUUGA
Messenger RNA from Paramecium sonneborni, 1184 nucleotides. The record is from the annotation of a GenBank genome assembly. NCBI's taxonomy places the organism in Eukaryota, Ciliophora, Oligohymenophorea, Peniculida, Parameciidae.